AAUCAUACAAAGUGGUCCUCUUCAAUUGAUAGUUUUGAUGCCUUACCUCACUCCCUUAUCCUACACACCAAAAGUCUCUCUCCAUUUUCUUUAUCCUACGCACCCUUUUCUUCAUCAAUCUUCAUCCUUCUUUUCUUCUAAUGCAAAACAAAAACAUCCCACACAUAACAAGAAAAUUUGAAUGCACCACCACUCUUUAAAACAUUUUUUGCUUCACUAUUCAUAAUUUGAAGCACCACCCACAUACUUUAACCAUGGCAAGUGCAACAAAUACAUGGAGUAAAGAAGAGGACAUAGCUUUUGAGAAUGCAAUAGCAACUCAUUGGAUUGAAGUUGAAGAAGAUGAUGAGUCAUCAUUAGAUGAGCAAUGGGAAAAGAUUGCAAGUUUGGUGCCAAGUAAAAGCAUUGAAGAGUUGAAAUUACACUAUGAAUUAUUAGUGGAAGAUGUUAAUGCAAUAGAGGCAGGAAAUGUACCACUUCCUAACUAUUAUGUGGGAGAAGCAACAACAACAACAUUGUCAUCUAAAGAUUCAGUUGGAUUUUCUGAUAAAAAGAUGAGUUGUGGCUAUGGAAAUGGAUUUAUGGGAUUAGGAGGAAGUAAUUCCUCCGGACAUGGCGGAAAAGGAGGAGGAGGAGGAUCGCGAGCUGACCAAGAAAGACGAAAAGGUAUUCCAUGGACCGAAGAAGAACAUAGGUUGUUUCUACUUGGUCUUGAUAAAUUUGGAAAAGGGGAUUGGAGAAGCAUAUCAAGAAACUUUGUAAUAUCAAGAACUCCAACACAAGUGGCAAGUCAUGCUCAAAAGUACUUCAUUAGAUUGAAUUCAAUGAAUAGAGAUAGAAGGAGGUCUAGUAUUCAUGACAUUACUAGUCUAAACAAUAAUGGAGAUCAACCUCCUCCUAUAACAGGACAACAAGGUAAUACUAACCCAUCUGUUGCUAUGGGACCUGCAAUGAAGCAUAGGGCUCAACCUCAUUUGCCUGCUUUACGCAUGUACGGUGCGCCAGUCGGGCACCCGGUGGUUGCUCCUCCGGGUCAUAUGGCAUCAGCUGUCGGAACUCCUGUUAUGCUUCCUCCUGGGCACCACCCACAUCAUCCGCCUUAUGUUCUUCCUGUUGCUUAUCCGAUGCCGCCGCCGCCACAAACAAUGCACCAAUAGCGACGUGUUUCGCUUUCUCGACUCUCGACAAUCAGGGUUGAAUGCUCGAAGAUGCAUUCUUUUCCUGGGUUUUAGAAUAGAAAAGUAUUGAUGAAGAGUAGCAAUAUAAUAAGUAUGUCCUACUCUCGGCGACAGUUAAUAGCAGAUGCAUUUAUCCCUCAGGUUUGCAUGUAUACUAAUCUAAAACUAUUUAGCAAAUGCAAGAGAAUAAAAACACUAAUAAGCCCAAUUCUU
Messenger RNA from Mercurialis annua (annual mercury), 1391 nucleotides. RefSeq names its product transcription factor MYBS1. Gene Ontology annotation, molecular function: DNA binding. The transcript has 2 exons. Lineage: Eukaryota; Viridiplantae; Streptophyta; Magnoliopsida; Malpighiales; Euphorbiaceae. The coding region runs from base 255 to 1157 and encodes 300 amino acids. The record is from RefSeq and is a predicted model, not a curated record.